GGCGGCCCUACGCUUCCGGCCCGGCGGCAGCGACCUCAGCGGCCGGGACAAGGCUCUCUGUGCCGGGGGAGAGGGAGCGGCGGCGCCAUGCGGCCGGCAGAAAAUACGAAGGAUAUUCUCGUGAUACAUGAAAAAGAAGCAGAGGAGUGGGCUCUGUAUUUAAAAUCUCUUUUUGGACACAUAGUGAACGAAGGAGGAAUCUUACUCUACAAUCUAGAGACUUCAUCUUUCAAGCACCAGGAGCUAUUCUCUUUACCCUGUUAUAAAUGUAAGCUCCUGAUAUUGUCGUGUGGACUUCUUAACUGCCUGAAUCGAAAGAGAAGUUAUUUUCUGGAACAAGUUCUGAAACCUCCGGAUAAUGUGGUGAUUCUUCUUUGUGGGGUGGAGAAUUCAGAGAUUCUUUAUGAGAUACUGGCUUUAGAUGGAGGCAGCAAAGAGAUUUCAACUGAUCAGGAACCUGAGGAAUAUCUCUCUGUUGUUACUGGAAUUAUUCAAGCAGGUAAGCUACAGAAUGAAAAUCCUGGAGACUCUUUGUCUUACAUCUAUGAAACAGUUCUUGCAGAUGAUCACCAGACUAGCUUUGAUGUUAACUUGGCAGAUGUCAGGAAAGCAUCAGAAAAAACAGACCUCAGUUUUAAAACAGAUGUACUUUCUGAAACAUUAGAAACUAACGAGCAGUCGAUAUUGGUGCUUCCAGGAAGAAUAUCAUGUGAGAACCCUGGUGAAAUAUUCAUUUUGUUGAAAGAUGAAAUAGACGAUGAAACUUUAGAAAUUGAAUUCAUAGCAGAUAAUCAACAAAUUAGGAUACUGCCAGCAUCCUGGAAUAAGAAGGUCAAGUACAUGAAAGCCUUAGAUUUUCCUGCUGGCCCUGUAUGUGUAAAUGUCUACUGUGGGGGAGUCAUUAAGACCACAGCGCAGAUCGAGUACUAUACUGCAGUAGAGGAGAUUGAGCACGUUUUAAAGAAAGUGGCUGACCCAAUAUCUUUCACUUGUCAGGCUUUUAAAUUUUCUUCUGUCGAGAAGCUGGACAAGGUUCUGACUUUUCUGUUGAAAAGCAAAAUAUCUACUUAUGAAUUCAGCCCAUUCCAAAGUGAAGAAGAGCACCAUCAACCACCUAAUAGCCAUUUGGAAGAAUUUCCUACUCUUCUUCACUGUGCAGCCAGAUUCGGAUUAAAGAACCUUGCUACGUUUCUACUCAAUUGCCCUGAAGCCACAUGGGCUUGCAAAACAACCAACAAAUAUGGAGAUGAUCCAGCAAGUAUCGCUGAGAAGCAUGGGCACAGGGAACUAAGAAAAUUAAUCAAGGAAUUGUCAGUUAAUACAGCAGAUAAUUUCACCUAUUGUGAGGAAGCAGAAGACGAUGACACUUACGUGCUUAUGUUAGGCUCAGAAACUCAACCAGCCGUGACAUCAAAAGCCAAGCAGAACCCAGGAGAUCAAUACGGAAUUGGAUCAAGAUGCCAACAAGAAGCUGAGGUGGAAGAGGAAAAGAACGAUGAUGUGGAAGACAGCAGAGAGGAGACAGAACAUGAAGAUCAAGAAGAGGAAGAUUCAUACAGCUUCCACAGCAGUCCCGACAAUUUGUAUGCCAGCAUACCUGAUGAUCUCGAAGAGAACAGAAGAGGCUGCUUUUUCUGUAAGAGGCCACCUCCUCCUCCCCCUCGAAAUCUGCCUGGCAUCCUCAGACAGGACAAUCUACACAAUUUAUCACAAGAGAGGAAUUUUGUGGAGGACAGAAGUGAAAGAGAACGUGGUGAUGGACUCAUAACAGCGUACUACAGAGAAGACAAAUAUACAUGCGAGGGGGACAGUGAGGAGGAACACCCGUAUACUUUUGCGAAACUGGAUGAAUCUGUGUACGAUUUCAUACUGGCUGAGGAGGAGAAAAGGAAAGAACGCAGGUCUUUUAUCAUGAACAGGCCGCCAGCCCCUGCCCCUCGUCCCGUAUGUUCGCUGGUCAGAGAGGAGAACACUCCCUAUAUAGUGCAAGUGUUUCAGCAAAAGGCCACUCGAGUGCUCAGUGACAACGACAGGAUGUACUGCGAUGCCAGGAAGCCCGCACACAGAGGCCACCUUGACACAGUAAGUGAUAGCACUGUGAAACACAACAGCCGUGCUGAGCAGGAAGAACUCAUCCACUUGCAGGAACAGGUGAAAAAGGGGGCAAUUUCUGCGGAUGGUGCUCUUGACAGAUUUAAACAGUGGCAGAAUGAAAAACAGAGACUACAGCCCACUCGACAGGAAAAAGCGCACCACCUUAGAGACACCACUGCUGGAAACAGACUGGAAAAGGAAAAUCCGAACGUUCCUAAGGAAAGCAGACCAGAGAGCAUUCAUUUUAGAGACCUUUUGUUCCACGUGCCAUAUAAUAAAGCGUCUCCAAGUAGGAACCCAGCAGACAAGGAACAGAUGCCUAAUUAACAGAGUGCCAUUCUUCAGCGGGCUGUGCAUCGCUUUCCUCUGCUGGGCAUCCCGCGGCUCUCCAAGCUGCGCCCUGGCAGCCUCAGGCUGCGGCACAGACCGAUGUGAGACAGCUGCGUGAUCCGCGCUGCGCUUUCCGUGUCUGGGAAUCUCUCACCUGGGCCAACUCUGGAAGAAAUCCAGUAUCGCUGAAGCAAAUUAAUAAGACUUCUUGUAAAGUCAGCACUGAAUUUUUUCUUUGCCAAUUUUUUUUUUUUCCAAGAUGCCAGCUGAGAAGUUAGAUAUAUUGCGUGCUUUGGUUAAUAAUUUUUAAACUCAUUUCAGUUUUUUCCAUAAUGCUUGAUAGUUGUUUAAAAGUAGGUUUUAUGCACAAGAGAGGAAGAUAAUGAAAAGUUAUGAAGAUUAUGAAGUUAUAAUACAUAAAAUUUAGGUUUUACUUUUUGUUAAGACGUCUUUGUAUAAACUUUGUAUAUAAAUUUGUUUUUCCUAGGAAUAAUAAUUGUACUCCAUUACUAGUUUAAAUAAUUGUACUCAAAGUAAAGACAAUUUCUGAAGUCAAACUCUGUAAAUCAGUACUAAUUAUCUACUAAUUCACUAAAGUGAUUACAAGAAUUUGGUUUACAAGGAAACUGUGUUUUGUUUAAUAAGUUCCCUAAAGUGAUAUCCAGACAGAAACCAAAAGAAUCUCUACUGCACGUAAAAAGCAAAGAGUAAGGGAAUAAAUAUGGUUAAUGGGUCUAAUGAUCUGCACAGUGAUAUAUAUACUCCAAAAUGUAAGUGAGCAUGCGACACUACAGGAGUACGCAAGAUGACUUGCCCUAUUUCAUACACACAAAAAAGGAAAAAAGAUCUCAUGCAACCUGCAGAGAGGAGGUAGAGGAGAGGAUUUUACCUUUCAGAUGAGUAGGAACUUAAAUAGAGUUUCCCCACCCUAGUUAUCUGAGCUUUGCACAGCCUUCCUAAAACGCCAGUAAACAUGCUGUUGGCCUCCGCAGAGAUCUUCGUCUUUACUAACCUCUUAGUCGUGCGUUAGUCACAGACAUCUUUAGGAACCUGAAUUGUUCAUAGCAAACCUCCCCUCAGGCUCUCAGUAGUGUUAAAUCUCUGCUUUGCAUGGACUAAGAGAUUCUUGCACUUAAAGUUCAGUUAGGAAAAACUGAAAACUACUUAUAAUCAGAGACUCUUAAACAUAAAUAAAUAUUGCUACUUAACUUCCUGUUAGUGUGACACCUACAUUGGGAAGAGGGGAGUGGAUGUGAUGUUCAGACUUAA
Messenger RNA from Chroicocephalus ridibundus (black-headed gull), 3693 nucleotides. It is a transcript of the gene BANK1, whose product is annotated as B cell scaffold protein with ankyrin repeats 1. Bases 88 to 2421 code for a protein of 777 amino acids. Gene Ontology annotation, biological process: negative regulation of phosphatidylinositol 3-kinase/protein kinase B signal transduction; B cell activation; negative regulation of B cell activation. The record is from RefSeq and is a predicted model, not a curated record. Gene Ontology annotation, molecular function: signaling receptor binding; protein tyrosine kinase binding. The transcript is spliced from 17 exons. NCBI's taxonomy places the organism in Eukaryota, Metazoa, Chordata, Aves, Charadriiformes, Laridae.